GCCGGACCGGUUGAUGGCAGAAUCACACACGCACCACACCUACUCACCCCACUCAUCACAUCCUGUGGGAAGAAAGCGAGGGCGAGAAAAAAAAACACAUCGACAUGACUUCGUCGUCACCCAUUGGCGUCGCCAUCAUUGGCGGCGGCCUGUUUGUCAAGGAGCAGCACCUGCCCGCCGUGCUCGCCUGCCGCGGCCUCGCCCUGCGCGCAAUUUACUCGCGCUCCCUCGCGUCGGCCGAGUCCACCGCGGCGCUCAUCCCGGAUCUCGUCGCCGCCGCCGCCGCCGGAGCCGCCGGAGAGCCGCAGCAGGUGGACCUCUACGCCGAGGACGCGGGACCCGGGCGCGCCCUCGCAGACCUCCUCUCGCGCUCCGACGUGGCCGCCGUCAUCAUCGCGCUGCCCAUCCUCGCGCAGCCGGCCGUCGUCGAGGCCGCCCUCGUCGCCGGCAAGCACGUCCUGGCCGAGAAGCCCAUCGCCAAGGACGUGGCCUCGGCCCAGGCCCUCAUCGCGUCGUACCGUCGCCAUCGCCAUCAGCAGCAGCAGCAACAGCAACAACGGCAACAACAGCACGGCGACGGAGGCGUGCAGUGCUGCACGCUCGCCAUUGCCGAAAACUUCCGCUUCGUCCCGCGCUUCGUCUACGCCGCCGAGCAGGCCGCGCGCAUGGGCCGCGUCACGCACUUCUCCGUCAAGGUCAUGUCGCACAUGCGGCCCGACAACAAGUACUACCAGACGACGUGGCGGCAGCGGCCCGGGUACCAGGGCGGCUUCCUGCUCGACGGCGGGGUGCACCACGCGGCGGCGGCGCGCCUCUUCCUGCGUGGUGGAAGCGGAAGCGGUAGCGGCGGGGGCGGGGAGGGCAAGGAGGGUAACGGGGAUAACAGCAAUCGCGCCGCCUCGGUGCGCGCAGUCACGGCCCUGGUGCAGCCGGGCCUGCCGCCCAUCGACACCGUCACCGCCGUGCUGCGCACCGAGGGCGGCGCCACGGGCACCUUUCAGCACUCGGCGGGGACCCUCAUGGAGGCGUUCGAGUGGGACGUGGCCUGCGAGCGCGGCUGGGUGCGGUCCUCGGGCGAGACCGUCGUGGUCAAGCCCAGCGGCGGGGAGAGGACGGAGAGGGUCUUUGAGCGCACGUCGGGCGUCGCCGAGGAGGUGGCCGCGUGGGCCGAGGGCAUCGCGCGCGGGGAGCCCAACCCCCUGCAGAGCCCCGAGGAGGCCCUCGCCGACCUCGAGUUCCUCGAGAAGAUGUUUGUGAGCGGCGAGAGGGACGGUGAGCUGGAGAGGUACGAGCUGCAGCUGUAGGACGCCGGCGUGUGUGGUGGGAUGGGGGAAUAUGUAUGUGAGUUGCUGGUGCCCGAGUAGAUUUGCUCGCCAAUAUGCGUGGACAGUGAGUGGUUUUAUAUGAGUUACCAAAGGCUAGGCUGCGUGCGAGAACGACCUUGUCAGCCCUCUGACAGUCACUACAUAUUCUGUCUUCAUCUCCGCAAGAUGACGAAUACGUGAGCGGUCGAGACGGCGUGGAGCUUUUUCUUUUUUUUUCAGAUUAAAGAGGAAAUGCUAUGCAAUGUAAAGAAAGCCCAUGCCUCGAAGAAAGGGGGGUCCGCAUCGGGCAUACAUAUCCCUUCAAGACUCCAAAUAAAAGACGCACACGACU
Messenger RNA from Purpureocillium takamizusanense, 1656 nucleotides. RefSeq names its product Glucose-fructose oxidoreductase. Gene Ontology annotation, biological process: NADPH regeneration. Gene Ontology annotation, molecular function: nucleotide binding; oxidoreductase activity. The transcript has 2 exons. Gene Ontology annotation, cellular component: cytoplasm. Lineage: Eukaryota; Fungi; Ascomycota; Sordariomycetes; Hypocreales; Ophiocordycipitaceae. The record is from RefSeq and is a predicted model, not a curated record. Bases 105 to 1304 code for a protein of 399 amino acids.